Molecule: messenger RNA, 1112 nt
Organism: Adelges cooleyi (spruce gall adelgid)
Lineage: Eukaryota; Metazoa; Arthropoda; Insecta; Hemiptera; Adelgidae
Exons: 12
Coding region: 100-861 (253 amino acids)
Source: RefSeq, a predicted model, not a curated record
AAGUAAUAGCCCAUCAAUUCGUCGCAAGUAGUACAUUUAGUUUUAAAAGCUGAACAAGUCCAAGAACCUCUUACGAACUCCACAAUAAUUUUAAUAAAAAUGAAACUCUUCUUUUUAUUGAUAUGUUUUUUCUUCGUGGAUGUUUUGGCAGACGAAGAUUUAGAUAAUUAUAUGAGUUAUUUUUACCUUUCAACUACUAGCAUCAAACGUGCUUAUUCUAUGAAUAAUGUAACUAUAGGGGAUCGAUCUGGAUUAAAUGGAUUGGAGCUUGUAAUUGAGGCAAUGGUUGAUGAUACAAAUAAUGCCCUUGAAUACGCGGAAUUCUGCAAAAUUAAUUUUUUGAUCGCUAUACCGGAACAAACGGAAAUUCUCCCCAGAAUAGCGGAACUUUCAUUUCUUCCCCCAUUGUUAAAAGCCAAUUAUUUUUUACGAAUGAUGAUACAACUCAUGGACCGUUUACUAGGAAUUAGAAUGGAUGGAUAUAAAAAAGACCUAAAUAUGGAAACAUUGAAAUCUUAUGCAGACUAUAGGAGAACAUUUGUUGUUCCUGCUUUAAAAAAUCGAAUUCAAAGUCGUUUAUUAGAUGGAUCUGUGCAGCAUGUAGAUGAUGAAGCCUCUUUAUUAGCUAAUUGCCGUUUGUUAGGGUUAUACUUGAGUACACAAUCUCCAGAAUCAUUUAUAGUAGGAGUUAAGAUUGACUUAACUGACUUUACAUGUACGUUUACGGACAAAAAUGAUGCCGAAAGGAGAUACAGAAAAAUUGAUAACGUAUGGUCCGAAAUAAGCAUGGAAAACCAAGUCAUAAAAUCACUUGAGCAACAGUUACGGUUUGGAUAUCCACAAGGUCGACCCAUAUCCUAACCUAAUGUUAGAAAAAAACUGGCAUCUACAUUCUGUUCAAUCCAUUAUAUAUUAUAAUUUAUCUUAUCAUUAUCACUUAAUUUAUUAUAAUAUCUGAAAUUUGAAAUAUUAUUUAUAUUCUUAAGCUGAUAGGUAAAGAACCGUUUGUGGAUUUUUUCAAAAACGUAUUCCACAUUAUACAUUUUUAAGUACAUAUUAUUGUAUGUCGAUUUCUGUUUUACGUCAUAUCUACAAAUAAAAUAAAUAAUCAC